AUCGAAAAAUCGAUCAUUACUUAAUUUAUUCAGUGAAAAGAUGACGAUUCCUUAUUUAGCUGAUCUUAAAGAUCAAACAGAAUGCAAAACCUGUCCCAAGAUCUUAACUCGGUGUAAAGGUUCACUUUACAAAGUUAUUCUACAUGAAUUUUUAAUGACGGCCGGAGCCUAUUUUGGGGUUUUUCUGGUUUUUAGAUUUGCCAUCAACGAAACGCAGCGAGAAUAUGCCGCAGAAGUCUUCAAAAAACUCAAAGAGCAACAAAAUGUCUGCAUUCCCAUGCAAAUGAUGCUCGCUUUCUUCAUUGCAACUGUCGCAGACCAAUGGGAGAAGAUUUUUGAAAAUGUUGGGUACAUUGAGAAUGCUGCUCUAGCGGUUGCCACAUUUCUCCCAGACGGCAAAGAAAAACGGGACAAUAAUGGCAAUGUGAUUCUUGCAAAAGUGGACAACUCAAACGUUCGUCGAAAUAUUAUCAGAUACCUGGUGCUCUCGCAGAUUUUGGGCAUCCGUGAUGUUUCGGAGCUGGUUAAGAAGCGAUUCGCUAAUUAUGACAUGAUAAAGGCGACAGGAGUUUUACAAGAUCAUGAGGAACCACUGCUGAAAAAGGUGCCGUGUAAAACUUACGCGGAGUCAUUUGUUCCUAUCACCUGGAUAAUGUCUAUUCUUCAGAAAUUCGCAUCAAAGAACGAGGAGAACUUGUACUACGAUACCGUUUAUCUGGAGAUUACAGACUUCUACAAGAAAAUCAUAAAACUGACUCGCUACGAUCUCAUCCCGAUUCCUCUGGCAUAUCCGCAAGCGGUGUUUCUUGCAGUUAGAAUCUACUUUUUCUUUUGUCUGUUCACACGACAACAUUUGGAUUUGGAGGAAAAUUGGGCGUUGUCCCACUGGGGCUUCCCACUUCUCACGACACUCCAGUUCAUUUUCUUGGUUGGUUGUAUGAAAGUUGCCGAGAUUCUGCUAAACCCUAUGGGACAAGAUGAUGAGAAUUUUGAGUGCAACUAUGUCAUGGACAAGAAUCUUUUCGUGGGGCUGACUAUUGUUAGUUCAGAACACACUGAGUGUCCCGAAUUGGAAGAGGUGAUUGGAGAUGACUAUGUGCCUUGGUAUCCGGAUGACUGUAAGAGUAAGGAGGAGAAGAAUCAAGAAGAAUUGAAAAAAUACUUGGAGAGUGUUGACUUCCAAGCCGUUACCAGUAGUGACCAAGGUGAAAAUGACGAAGUAUCCACAAUGAUGAAGGUUGAGCAAAAUUCUCUACUUGUGUGUGGCCGAGAGAAAUUUUAUGAAGGCGGCGGUUUUCGCAAUUCGGAUGUGUACCCGAAACAAAGAGCGAAUUACCCUCAUUAAUUGUUUGAUGCUCUUCAAGUUAUGAUAUUACUCGUGGCUUUUAUUUUGUAAUUUUAAGUCUAUUCAUUUAUGAAAUUUCAUUAGUAAACAGCAAAUAAUCUAGAAUUAUUUCUAUUCUUAUUAAUUUAUUUCAAUAAAGCUGGAUUUUGUAA
This is a messenger RNA of Caenorhabditis elegans, 1497 nucleotides long. It is a transcript of the gene best-12, whose product is annotated as Bestrophin homolog 12. Gene Ontology annotation, cellular component: plasma membrane. The record is from RefSeq and is marked reviewed. The transcript has 10 exons. Lineage: Eukaryota; Metazoa; Nematoda; Chromadorea; Rhabditida; Rhabditidae. The coding region runs from base 41 to 1345 and encodes 434 amino acids. Gene Ontology annotation, biological process: transmembrane transport. Gene Ontology annotation, molecular function: chloride channel activity.